This is a messenger RNA of Schistocerca piceifrons (Central American locust), 447 nucleotides long. Its product is annotated as acyl-coenzyme A thioesterase 9, mitochondrial-like. Gene Ontology annotation, molecular function: fatty acyl-CoA hydrolase activity. The record is from RefSeq and is a predicted model, not a curated record. The transcript is spliced from 4 exons. Gene Ontology annotation, cellular component: mitochondrion. Gene Ontology annotation, biological process: acyl-CoA metabolic process. Bases 1 to 447 code for a protein of 148 amino acids. NCBI's taxonomy places the organism in Eukaryota, Metazoa, Arthropoda, Insecta, Orthoptera, Acrididae.
AUGAAGAAGCCGGACCAGGAUAUCAGGCUGAGAGGGCGCGUGACGUGGACGGGGAAGACGACGCUGGAGGCGGAGGUCCGGAUGGAACAGCUGAAAGGUGAAGACUGGCGGGUGCUCACCAAGGCCUUCUUCGUGUUGGCCGCGCGGACCCUUCACAACGAGCCGAUGGAGGUCAACAGGCUGCGGCCCACCACACCCGCAGAGGAGAAGAUAGUCGCUGCUGGAAACCAGAGGAGGCAGCGGCGCUUCGAGCUGGCGGACGACCGAUCGCUGCUGCAGGCGCCGACCAGCGAGGAGUACGCGAUGCUGCACAGCAACUACCUGGCCACGCUGGCCGGCGGCAACCUCUCGCCCGCCUGCCUGCCCGAGACCCCGCGGCGGGCCGGUUGCGAGCGCCUCAGCGAGAGCCGCCUCACCACAACCGUCUUCGCGCACCCCAUAGUAUGA